Salmo salar (Atlantic salmon) is the source of this 2873-nucleotide messenger RNA. The record is from RefSeq and is a predicted model, not a curated record. Lineage: Eukaryota; Metazoa; Chordata; Actinopteri; Salmoniformes; Salmonidae.
AUUUUAUGUAUUUUUUGCUUGUUGUUGCUUUUAUCGUCCUUCCCUUUAAGAUAGAUGAAACGUCGUUACAUCUCUCAGUGAACAUUGCUUCAUGACAUCUCUAGGUGAAGAGUCAGCUGAUAGAAAUGUAGGCUUUCGGUGAAGAUUACUCGGGUAUUUUCGGAGAAAGACUUUGAUUGAGCAGGGUCGGCGGCAGGAAGAGAAGAGAGGGAGAGAACGAGAGGAGCGUUUCAUUGUAACAACUCGAAGUCUAGCCUACAUACAGUAACUGCAGCGCUACAGCCAUGGAUGUAGACGUGGUGAACAUGUUUGUCCUGGCGGGAGGAACUCUAGUCAUCCCUAUCCUGGCCUUCUUUGCCUCAUUCUACAUGUGGCCUGCAGCUAUUAUCCAUGUUUAUAACUGGUACUGGCGUCGCCGGCUGGGCCUGCAGGUUGUCUACUCUGAGAACAGAGGUUACCGGUUCUGUUACUCCCACAGAGGGAAGCCUGGUCCAGGCCGCCCCUCUAUUCUCAUGCUCCACGGCUUUUCUGCUAACAAGGACAUGUGGCUGCCUGUGGCUAAGUUUCUGCCCAAGCACCAGCACCUGCUGUGCAUUGACAUGCCCGGACACGAGGGCACCAGCCGCACCGAUGCCAGAGACUAUUCCAUAGAGGGACAGGUCAAGAGGAUACGACAGUUCGUGGAGAGUGUCCGUCUGACCAAGAGGCCCUUCCACCUAGUGGGUACAUCCAUGGGAGGAAACGUUGCCGGAGUGUACGCUGCCCGCUACCCUAACGAUCUUUGCAGUGUCACCCUCAUCUGUCCCGCAGGUCUUCCGAACGAGAGUCCGUUUGUGGAGCGGCUGAGGGAGCUGGAGAAGGACCGUGAACUGAGUGGGAGCCUGGAUCCCCAGGGCAUCCCUCUGAUCCCCUCUACCCCAGAGGAGAUGGAGGAUAUGCUCAAACUCUGCUCUUUCGUACGCUUCAAGAUCCCUCAACAGAUUCUUCAGGGAUUGGUGGAUGUUCGAGUUCCAAACAACGACUUCUACAGAGAGUUGUUCAUGGAGAUCGUAGGAGAGAAGUCCAGACACUCUUUACAUGAGAACAUGCAUCUGAUCACAGUCCCAACACAGGUCAUCUGGGGGAAGCAUGACCAGGUGGUGGACGUGUCUGGAUCAUCUAUGCUGAAGGAGGCCGUCUCUGGCUGCCAGGUGGAGUUGCUGGACAACUGUGGUCACUCUGUGGUGAUGGAGCGACCUCGCAAGACAGCUCAGCUCAUCAUGGACUUUAUCAAUAACCAACACAACUCUGGCUCUGGCUCUAACAACAGCAAGAAACUCUCCUGAGACUGACUACCUGGAGUUCAGACUUUUAUAGUGCCCGUUUCCCGGACAAGGUUAAACCUAGUCCUAGGCAAAGAAGCACUUUCAAUGGGGGUUUGAUCUCCAUUGAACAUGCGUUUCAGUCAGGGUUUCAGGUUUCAGUCAGGGACUAGGUUUCAGUCAGGAGGUACUAGGUUUCAGUCAGGUUUUCAGGUUUCAGUCAGGGACUAGGUUUCAGUCAGGGUUUUCAGGUUUCAGUCAGGGACUAGGUUUCAGUCAGGAGGUACUAGGUUUCAGUCAGGAGGUACUAGGUUUCAGUCAGGGUUUCAGGUUUCAGUCAGGGUUUCAGGCUUCAGUCAGGGACUAGGUUUCAGUCAGGAGGUACUAGGUUUCAGUCAGGAGGUACUAGGUUUCAGUCAGGGUUUCAGGUUUCAGUCAGGGUUUCAGGCUUCAGUCAGGGACUAGGUUUCAGUCAGGGACUAGGUUUCAGUCAGGGACUAGGUUUCAGUCAGGGACUAGGUUUCAGUCAGGGACUAGGUUUCAGUCAGGUUGCAGUCAGGGUUUCAGUGAGGUUUUUAGGUUUCAGUCAGGGACUAGGCUUCAGUCAGGGACUAGGCUUCAGUCAGGGACUAGGUUUCAGUCAGGGUUUCAGGUUUCAGUAAGGUACUAGGUUUUAGGUUUAAUCUGUGUCCAGGAAACCAGCCUACGGUGAGCGUUUAUCGCAUCUGUAAAAAAAAAAAUCUAAUAAUCUGUAAAUGAUCUAGUAAUAUUUUUCUAAUGUAGUCCUCAGGGAAUGAGCCCAUCAACCAGCUGGCUGCUGUUUCAUGCUUGAAUUUGAUUAUAAGGCGAAGAUACUGGGAUACAAUAUUGUGACAUUGCAUUUAUUUAGUGAUUUAAGGACCUUAAUUUUCAAAUGUUAUAUUAUUUGUUUAAUUGCCGAUGUGUUACUAACUUAAUUACAUGAUUUUAUACUUUAUUUGAGUUUGUGAUAGCUCUGAGUCAGCUGAAGGACUGUGGUUGGUAGUGUCUGAGACUGUUCCCGCCUGAAAACCCAAGAAGUAAAGGAAGACGCAAACUCAAAUCAAACUAGUUAGUUAGUUAGUUAGGUUUGUCUUGUUGAAGGUUGGCACAUGGUCUUAUUAUUAACCACAGACAACAUAUUACACCUUGUACAUUAGGAACAUAUUGUCAUUGUGUUUUAUGAUAAAAUAAAUGUUAUAAAAAAACAAUGGAGCUACAAGGACGUACGUUUUGUAAUAUUAUUAUUAUUAUUAUUAACCAAAUAUUUUUGUUAUUCAAUGGCUGCUAUACCCUGUUAUAUGUGAUAUAACCUGAUAGGAUCGAUGCAUGACGUUAAGAGUAUCGAUGCAAUGAGACACAACAACCAAUGCCUGGAUAUUUUCAAGUUUGCUUUGUUUCGUUUUAGCUGAUGCCAUGUCAUUAAGUUACACUGAGACAAAAAAAAUAGAUUUGUGACACUUUUCUUAUCCUUGUACAUGUUAAUGCAUCUACUCAAUGUUUUGCUUGUUCACGUAAAGCACAAAAUAAAACUCUUCUCAUGCUGACAUGAAA